Messenger RNA from Drosophila kikkawai, 1932 nucleotides. Lineage: Eukaryota; Metazoa; Arthropoda; Insecta; Diptera; Drosophilidae. The record is from RefSeq and is a predicted model, not a curated record.
ACUAAUUGCAUUUGCUAACUCAGCAAAAUAGUUCAUACAUACAUUACGGGUAGUAUUACGUUAAACAUACAGACAAGUGUACAAUUUGAGUGCAGUAAUGGAAAAAGUAACAUUUGUCUUAAUUUAGGCUAGUUUAACCGGCAACCUGCGCCGCAAUUGAACAACAAAAGCAUAUCAGAAAGCCGCUGUUCUUUGCUCCACUCGACGCCCGCCGCUCUGAGCUACUUGCUCCCUGUGAUCGCGGUGAACUUGGCGUGAUAAGAGGGACUGGGGCUCUCCUCCUGUAAUCGAAAGCCUGCUGUUUGUUCCACCCGGCAAACACCAAAUCAGUCGAUGGGUGUGCUCCACUGCAAUAGCAAUUAGCCACUAACCUUCUGCCGGGUCUACAGCUCCUCCCACUCUUGGCGUUCUUCAGGUUCCACCUCCUCGUGGCAAACAAACUUAUCUGGAGUGCCGCUUCAAGAGCAUAUAAAUUCCCUGGCUUCUCACAGGCCAGGAUUCAGUCUGUGCUUGUGGCUCGCGAUGUACGGAACGAGGAGAAUCUUUCUGGGCGGCCUUUGCCUCCUCCUGCUGCUGCAGGUGGCCGUGGGCCUCGACAAUGGUCUGGCGCUGAAACCACCUAUGGGCUGGAUGUCUUGGGAGCGCUUCCGCUGCAUAACAGACUGCAAAUUAUAUCCCGACGAAUGCAUCAGUGAAAACCUCUUCCGCCGGCAUGCUGAUCUUUUAGUAUCCGAGGGCUAUGCUGAUGUUGGCUACGAAUACGUCAUCAUCGAUGACUGUUGGCUAGAGAAGGAUCGAGAUAACAGGACCCAGAAACUAGUGCCAGACAGGAAACGCUUUCCCAAUGGCCUAAAUACCCUAGCUGAUCAUAUCCAUGACAAAGGGCUCAAGUUUGGUUUGUACCAGGAUUUCGGCACCAAUACCUGCGCCGGCUAUCCUGGCGUCAUUAAACACAUGCAGCUGGAUGCUCAGACCUUUGCCGACUGGGAUGUGGACUAUGUAAAGCUAGAUGGGUGCUAUGCCAAUCUAACCGACAUGGUGGAAGGUUAUCCCGAGUUUGGACGCCUCCUAAAUGAAACUGGUCGUCCCAUGGUCUAUUCCUGCAGCUGGCCUGCCUACCAAGAGGAUGCGGGCGAAAUACCCGACUAUGAGUCUCUUAAGAAACACUGCAAUCUGUGGCGCAACUGGGACGAUAUCGAAGACUCCCUGGAGUCUCUGAUGCAGAUCAUAGAUUAUUUUGGAAAGAAUCAGGACAGAAUUCAGCCGCAUGGCGGACCAGGACACUGGAAUGAUCCGGAUAUGCUGCUGCUGGGCAACUACGGUCUCAGCUACGAUCAAAGCAAGUUGCAGAUGGCGAUUUGGGCCAUUAUGGCCGCACCUCUUAUUAUGUCCAAUGACUUGGCUGCAGUGCGUCCAGAGAUCAAGGCUAUUUUGCAGAAUCGAGCUGUAAUUGCUGUGGAUCAGGAUGAACUGGGCAUCCAGGGACGUCGAAUUUUGACCCGCAACUUAAUAGAGGUCUGGCAGCGUCCUAUUACCCCAGUCACCAAGAGUGGCCAACACUCGUAUGCCGUGGCCUUUGUGAGUCGUCGGGACGAUGGUGCUCCCUACAGGAUCCCAUUCACCGUCAAGGAUCUGGGCCUGAACAAUCCCAAUGGCUAUCAGGUGCAGGAUCUGUACGCCAACCGCAAGCUGGGUGUCUACCAAACGGACGCCCAAUUCUUCACACGCGUCAAUCCAAAUGGCGUAACUUUCUACAAGUUUACAGCGCUCUGAUCUGUGAAAAUGCAAAUCAGUCUUUGCCAUCAAAUCGAAUAAGCCUCUUUUAUACGUCAUUCCACCAUGGAUUAUCUCCUCCCCCCUCUUUGGGAUGAGCUAAGUAACUACUGAUAAAGACAGGUAAAUAAAUGACUGAAGAGCUCGGUCUUACUUUGA